CUCACCAACUCACCAUAACACACCACUUUCUGUCACUGGUGCAAACACACUCUCUCACACACACACACACACACACACACACACACAUACUGAGUGGCAUCCUCAUAACAGACUGAGACGCCCUUGGACUGCUGCAGGCUAGUGUGACUCACCAGGAUGAGGCUGUCGUCACAGGAACGAUAUGGGGAGAUGUGUGUGGUCCUGCUGGGCUUCCUGACACUGGCAGUGUCAGUUGGGAACCUGUCUACCAGGGGGACAACGGAAGAGGGUGUGGCUUCCAACAGUCUGGAGGAGAAGCUGGAGGUGACGACAUACUGGUGGGGAGAGUGGGCCAAGUGGACCGCUUGCACUCGUACCUGUGGAGGUGGAGUGAUGUCACAGGAAAGGCACUGCCUCAAACAGAGAAAGAAAGUUGCCACUGGUAAAAACAACAUGACCUGCACAGGCACUGCAAAGAAGUAUCACCUGUGCAACACUAAAGAAUGUCCUACCAGUGGGAGGAGCUUCAGAGAGGAGCAGUGCUGGUCCUUCAACUCACAGCUUUACAAUGGGAGGAACUAUCAGUGGAAACCUCUGUAUCCUGAUGACUACGUACACAUCUCAAGCAAUCCAUGUGAUCUCCACUGCACCACGACCGAUGGCCAGAGGCAGCUAAUGGUGACUGCACGGGAUGGCACAUCUUGCAAGUACAGCAGCUACCAUGGUGUCUGCGUGGACGGUAAGUGUGAGCCAAUCGGAUGCGAUGGAGUGCUGUUUUCCUCCAACACGUUGGAUAAGUGUGGGGUCUGUCAGGGCGAUGGCAGCAGUUGCAGCAGAGUAACAGGAAACUUCCGGCGUGGGGCCACAACGCUGGGUUACUCUUUCAUAACUCAAAUACCUGAAGGAUCAUGGGACAUUCAGAUCAUUGAGAGGAAGAAAUCGGCUGACGUUCUGGCUGUGACGGACCAGGCUGGAAACUUCUUCUUCAAUGGGGCCUACAAAGUGGACAGUCCCCAAAACUUUCAUGCUGCUGGCACCAUCUUCAAAUACCGCAGACCAAUGGACGUGUACGAGACUGGGAUCGAGUACAUUGUUGCUAAAGGCCCCAUUGAUCAGGCUAUCAAUAUCCUGGUGUGGAAUCAGAAUGGUCGUACUCCAUACAUCACCUACGAAUACACUGUUCUGCGGGACUCCCUGCCACCCAUCCCACCUCCUCCUGUCUACACUGGAUCAGACAGCUCAGCUGGUGAGGCGUCUGUGGAGCUGGGGAGUUUGCUGUCUCCUAACAGCAGUGUUUACGACAAGUCCAGUCCUCAGGGCCAGCUCGAGCCGGGAGGCACAGACGGACAGAAGGGUCCAGAGACUAAUGAGGUGUAUGAGGAAACGGCAGCCAUUGACUGUGACCAGGAUGGAGCAGCUGCCCCAAAAUUCACAGAAGGAAACAGCAGUCAUACAGGCAGCACGGCCAACCCUGCAGCUGUUGAAGCCCUGGACACAGGACCAGAUUCCCCAAAUCUCAUCUGGAGGGUCCUGCUGGAUGGCCAACUCAGCCCUGAUGAGCUACUCAUUAACAUUUCAACUAAUCAACUGCUGACUGAGGGCGGCAGCCUGUUCUUGCCAGAGGUGGGUCCACCAGAGGCAGAGCUAAGCAGCCUGGAGCGAGAUUUUGGUCUCAAUGAGACAAUGGAAUACACGCUGGGCCGCAAACGCAAUGACAGUGGAGACACUUUGUACCAGAACAAAACAGUGCAGGGUGGUGGGAGGAGCUCCAACCGCUCCAACAGAACCAGGGGGAAUCAGAGGCUCCAUCAGAAGAACCUGAAACUGAGCGCUGCGGACAUGUACCGCUGGAAACUCUCGUCUCAGGAGCCAUGCAGCAUGACAUGCUCGAUAGGAGUUUCAAAGUCUUUUGUCACAUGUAUUCGCUAUGAUGGUGUCGAGGUGCACGAUAUGUAUUGUGAUGCUCUGACCAGACCUGAGCCGGUCCACGACUUCUGUAUUGGCCGAGAAUGUCAGCCCAGGUGGGAGGCAAGCAGCUGGAGCGAGUGUUCCAGGACCUGCGGGGAAGGUUUCCAGUUUCGGCAGGUUCGCUGUUGGAAGAUGUUGUCUCCGGGCCUGGACAGCUCUGUCUAUAGCGACCUGUGUACCAUAGUCGACCUGGAGAGACCCAUGGAGAGACGAGCCUGCAAAAGCCCAGCCUGUGGGCCACAGUGGGAGGUGGCCGAGUGGACUGAGUGUCCUGCUAAAUGUGGCCGAAAGGCCCAGGUGACCCGUGAUGUGCGCUGCUCUGACGAGGCCAGACCAUGUGACCUGAUGACCAAACCACCAAUCAUCAAAAACUGCACAGGACCGCCCUGUGAACGCCACUGGACUGUGUCUGAGUGGGGACCUUGCUCGGGCUCGUGCGGCCAGGGGAAGAUGGUGCGUCAUGUGUACUGUAAGGCUCUGGACGGUCGUGUGGUCCCUGAGAAUCAGUGCUCUGUGGAAAACAAGCCGCUGGCCAUCCAUCCCUGUGGGGAGAGAGACUGUGCUCCACACUGGCUCAGCCAAGACUGGGAGAGGUGCAACACGACUUGUGGUCGUGGUGUGAAGCAAAGGAGCGUCAUGUGUGUCGGCAUCAAUGGAGGAAAGUUUCAGAUCUUUGACGAUGAAGCGUGUGGAGGGAGCGAGAAGCCAGAGGAGGAAAACACCUGCUUUGAGAGACCGUGCUUCAAAUGGUACACCACUCCCUGGUCAGAGUGCACCAAGACCUGCGGUGUUGGAGUGAGGAUGAGGGACGUAAAGUGUUACCAGGGCAGAGAGCUGGUCCGAGGCUGCGACCCCCUCACCAAACCAGUGGCCAAACAGACCUGCACCCUUCAGGCCUGUCCCACGGAGCCUCCAGAUGAGAGCUGCCAGGAUCGCCCCUCCACCAACUGCCUGCUUGCUCUCAAAGUGAACCUGUGCAGCCACUGGUACUACAGCAAGGCAUGCUGCCACUCGUGCCGUGCCAUACGACCUCCACCCUCCUAGUCCAGCUCCUCCACCCAACUCCAACAUGAAGACAUAUAUGGCUAUGUUUACUUGUACAGCAGUUACUGUGAAUAAUGCGGAAGACAAAGAGCUAAAAAUCCAUUUUUAUAAAGCUUACUCCAGUAACUUGUAUUUAUGUUUGCCCACUUUAAGUUGGAUAUUUUAAAUGAAUGAAAUCUGAUCUGAAACAACACAUGUUGACACAUUGAUUUGGAGUGAAUGGUAAGAUGUUCCUCAGUAAUUUCAAACAAAAACAAAUAUUGAACUUUUAUUUUCUUAUUUUCUGGGGUUUUUUUAUAACGCAUAAUGUUUUUUCAUCAACUACCAGUACUUCUAGUUUUUCCUGGGACACACCAAGGCCACUGCAGAAAAUGUGUCUCAUUGCCGCUGUCUGUCGAUUUUGGUCAGUAAUACCAUUCUCUAUAAGCUUGAGAUGCAAUAACUCUCAAAAUCAGUAGGUGGCAGUAGUCUGUUUUCAUCACAUGAAAAAGAUAAACUGGUAGAACAAAGAGAAACCUUGCUACAGAGCAAAUGGCAGGAACAAAGACACAUCACUGUCACUAACAGUUCCACUGCUUGACCUCAACAGUUUUUCACUUAGAACAGCUCUACACUUAAGCUCAGAUUAGACCUGCAGCUAACGAUUAUUCUCAUAAUCUAUGAAUCUGUCGACUAUUUUCUCAUUUAAUCAUGUUCUUGUUAUGUCCUUAAACUGUAAGAAAAUGUUGAAAAAUGUUGAUCAGAGUUUACCAAAUCUGGAAAUGAUAAUGUUUUCAAAUGUCUUUUUUUGUCCACAAACCAAAAUUAUUCAGUUUUAACAAUUGCUUUGUUAUAUGGAGCAAAUAAACAAGAAAUUAUUCACAUUUGAGUAGUAUUUAAAAAAUCAGAGAACUUUUUGUUUGAGUUCUGUUUUUUUCAAUAAUUAAAACAGAACUCAAACCAAUUAAUCGAUUAUCAAAAUAGCUAACGAUUAAUAAUCAAAUAAUUGUUGCAGCCAUAGUUCUAUAGUGUAACUUAAGAAAGAACAGUCUGGAAAUGCCAGGUAAAAAAAAAGAAAUGAGUAUAAUUAUUAUUAAAAAAAAAUUAUUUUAUUUUUUUCUUGAGGUGAUUAAUGAAAAAUGCCUCCUGUGGGAGUAUUUAUUUUUUGAGCUUUCUUUGAUUUUCUUGCUUCUGCUUUUCUUCUCCCGUGGGGACGUCUAAAACGCGUAACAUGAAAAAGCUUAACAUAGUUUAAUGUCCCAAAACAGCGAUCGAUCAUCUCAUGGAUACCUCUAAGUAUGUCCAUAAGAAAUUUGGUGAUGAUAUGUCCACUUUCACCUCUCCAAAAGUCUAAGCUUAAUGUAGCUUGGUGUGUCCCGGCCUCAACAGUUCUUAGUUACAGCUGAAUUUACCUUUUCUUUUUUUUUCAUCAUGACAUUGAUCAUCACAUCUGAACCAUAACAGGAAAUGCUGAUUAGUGUUUCAGCUCUGAUUGAACAUUGUCCUCUGACAUCAUGGGGAGUUGGGGACACAGUGGAGUCACCAGAUACAUUAAAUUAUUUCUCAUCUGAACAUAAUGCAUGGUUAGGAUAUAUAAUGCAGAUACCAUUUAAUCUUAUUUAAUUGUGUUUGGGUUCGAAGUCUGUCACGGCCCAACAGGAAGUAAGACGAAAAUACACUGCCUGGCCAAAAAAAAGUGGUCUAAUAUUUGGUUGAACCGCCUUUAGCUUUGAUUACACUCACUCGCUGUGGCAUUGUUUCCAUAAGCUUCUGCAAUGUCACAAGAUUUAUUUCUGUCCAGUGUUGCAUUCAUUUUUCACCAAGAUCUUGUAUUGAUGAUGGAGAGUCGGACCACUGAGCAAAGCCUUCUCCAGCACAUCCCAAAGAUUCUCAGUGGGGUUUAGGUCUGGACUCAUGUAAUGGCCAAUCCAUGCGUGAAAAUGAUGUCUCAUGCUCCCUUUACCACUCUUUCACAAUUUGAGCACAAUGAAUCCUGACAUUGUCAUCUUGGAAUAUGCCCGUGCUAUCAGGGAAGAAAUCCAUUGAUGGAAUAAUCUGGUCAUGCAGUAUAUUCAGGAAGUCAGCUUACUUCAUUCUUUGGGCACAUGAUGUUGCUGAACCUGGACCUGACCAACUGCAGUUACCCCAGAUCAUAGCACUGCCGUCACAGGCUUGUACAGUAGCAUUAGGCAUAAUGGGUGCAUCACUUCAUCUGCCAAAUCCAGGUGGCGACAUUUUUUUGGACCAGCCAGUGUAUAUAUAUAUAUUUACAUUCCUCUACCAUAUUUAUUAGUCAUAGCACAUUUUCAUUUAUCUUGACGCUCCUGAUGCCAGUUGGUGGUUACUCAUCAGCUCAGCUGAGGCCAGUUGUUGUGUGUGUGCAUGUGUGUGUGUGUGAGAGGAGAGAGGCCGAACAAACACACACACACAGAUAAAGAGUCCUGACACUUGAAGUAUGAAAUGUAUUCAGACGUGUACAUGUAUGUCUCAUGUUUAACUAAUGUGUACUGUGUUUUUAUAUGGAUACCUCUUUUUACGAAACAAAAGUAUGCAAAUUGUAUAUUGAUGAUAAUAAACUGAAAAACAAAUGGUACUGACUUGUAUUUUAAAUAAAUAACAGUUCAAAUGAG
Molecule: messenger RNA, 5600 nt
Organism: Solea solea (common sole)
Lineage: Eukaryota; Metazoa; Chordata; Actinopteri; Pleuronectiformes; Soleidae
Gene: adamtsl2
Product: ADAMTS-like 2
Exons: 19
Coding region: 157-2991 (944 amino acids)
Biological process (GO): extracellular matrix organization
Cellular component (GO): extracellular matrix
Source: RefSeq, a predicted model, not a curated record